UCUAUGAACGGCCGAACUAUAGUUCUUAAUAUGUGUUUAUGUGGUUUUAAGAUUGAUAAUUCUGAUUUGUAGUAAUAAUUACAAUUAUAAAUCUAAAAUUAAUAUCUUCUGCCAAUUAUUUUUCUAAUUUCUAAAUUUAGCAUAAGUUUUGAUUUCAAUUAGCUAUUCAUACGAGUAGUUACUCGCUUUUUGUUUGUUAUAAAAAUGGGGUUUCGCUUAUUUUUCGGCUUAGUCGCCGCGCUCUUUGUUUUUCAAUGCGUUUUGGGUGAAAACAAAUAUUCCCAAUCGGCGAAUUCCAAAGACCCAGAAGAGGUAAACUUCAGGAAGCUGGAUAAGCCAUUUAGAAUGAAUAAAUUAAAUUUACUUUGGACUAAAGCUCAACAGCGUUUAACAGAACCAAAGCUAAAAUCAUUAUAUAGUGAUCUAAUGAUUCAAGACAAAUUAGAAUUAACCUACAAGAGAAUGAAGAGUGAAGGUGGGGACAAGGAAGGCUUGAAAGAAGCCGAAUUGAGAAGGAAACUCACUACUAUUAUGAGUAACUAUGGACUGAGAGAGCAUUUCGAAGAUAACUCAAUGGGUAGGCAGAAACAGGAUCCGUCAUACAACGCAGCUUCAGACAAAUAUAUCAACAAAAGUCUCUUCAAAGAUAAGAAAUUGAACAUGUUAUGGGCGAAAGCAGAGGCCUCCGGCUUCACCAGUGAAGAGUUAGCUGCUUUGAAAGAGGAGUUCACUCAUCAUCAGGAGAAAAUUGAUCAGUAUUAUGACUUGCUAGUAAACAUGGAGGCUGGAGAAACAGAUGGAUAUAAGAAUGCCGUCAAUGACGAGGAAAUUGAUAAAUUCAACGAAAUCAACUAUGUCAACGAUAAUGGAGAGAAUUUAACAAAGGAUUACAUAGACAAGUCCAACUUGGUGCGAGACAAGCACAGGGGUCUGCGAGACGGGUUCGAUAGGCUGGAAAGGAUUGCAGCUAGAGGUCCAGCAAACAAAGAAUUCAUUGAGCCCAAAGUGCAAGGUCUGUGGAAAAUGGCUGCUGCUGCUAACUUCACUGUGGAUGAGCUGGCUUCUUUGAAGGUGGAGUUACAACACUACGAGUCGAGACUACUGAAGUUGCGAACGUUGCACGCGGACCAUGUAAGCAAACUUGAGAAACAUCAUAGCAAGGUGGCUGCCACGGGCGACAAGAUGGACCACUUCGCAGACACGCAACAAACCAUCAAGAAACACACAUUGAAAGUCGAGAAGAUGCACGCAGAUCUAGAAGGCAGGAUCAUGGCUAGACACACUGAACUGUAGACUUAAAAUGGUAGCUGUUCUAUGUAGAUAUAAUGAUGGCAUAGCUAUAUGAAGUGUUAUGUGAAACAUGUUUUAAAUGUAUUAAACCGUUUUACCAUAAUUACGUAUAUUGGAGUGAGUUUAUAAAUAAUAUAAAAUAAUGUUGUAUAAAUAAUCUAAAAAAUAGCGUACAUGUGGUUGCUUCAAAAAA
Zerene cesonia (dogface butterfly) is the source of this 1483-nucleotide messenger RNA. Its product is annotated as alpha-2-macroglobulin receptor-associated protein. Gene Ontology annotation, cellular component: endomembrane system; endoplasmic reticulum. The record is from RefSeq and is a predicted model, not a curated record. The transcript has 7 exons. Gene Ontology annotation, molecular function: low-density lipoprotein particle receptor binding; receptor antagonist activity; heparin binding. NCBI's taxonomy places the organism in Eukaryota, Metazoa, Arthropoda, Insecta, Lepidoptera, Pieridae. Gene Ontology annotation, biological process: regulation of receptor-mediated endocytosis. Bases 205 to 1293 code for a protein of 362 amino acids.